AUGGCAGACGGAAGACGGAACAAAAAAAACCACGGAAGACGGAAGACGGAAGACGGCAGACGGAAUUCCGCUCAACACUGGUCCGGACGUGGAAAGGGAGGAAAAGGCCUCGGAAAAGGAGGAGCCAAGCGCCAUCGCAAGGUCCUUCGUGACAACAUCCAAGGAAUCACGAAGCCAGCCAUCCGCCGUCUCGCCAGAAGAGGAGGAGUCAAGCGCAUCUCCGGACUCAUCUACGAGGAAACCCGUGGAGUCCUGAAGGUGUUCCUUGAGAACGUCAUCCGUGACGCCGUCACCUACUGCGAGCACGCCAAGAGAAAGACCGUCACCGCCAUGGACGUCGUCUACGCUUUGAAGCGCCAAGGAAGAACCCUUUACGGUUUCGGAGGAUAAUUUCUAUUAUCUCUUCGUUCCCUACGACAACCAACCGAACCCAACGGCCCUCUUUAGGGCCACAAUUGCCAAAAAUCCAUAUUUGCCUUGUCCUAUUUUAACUGAUGAUAAAGUUGUUUAUUUUCGCUUAAAAUUUUCAAAGUGAGCAGGAAAAAAAGAGCUGUCACGUGUUUUACAGAUCUUUGAAAUUGAUGGUCGAAAACUUCGCAACAUCAACCCACGUCUUCCUACCUCUGCCGUGUCCGUUGCAGAGAUGUUGGGAAUAAAAAUUUUACUCUACGGAACACGGAACACGGAAAACGGAAAAUUUUUUUACGGAACACGGAACACGGAACACGGAAAUACGGAACACGGAACACGGAAAACGGAAAAAAACUUAUUUCUACGGAACACGGAACACGGAACACGGAAAAUUUUUACGGAACACGGAACACGGAAAAAAUAUUGCAAAAAAACGCGGAACACGGAACACGGAACACGGAACACGGAAUUCCCAACAUCUCUGGUCCGUUGACAUCAUUCCCACCCACACUCCACCGAUUAUCUAUGACGAUUUCCGCCUUCCGAUGCCACCCGCUCGAAUGCAAAGAGCAGCUUCGCGCCUCCACAUUUCGUGGGUUAUCAGUGUCCAAGACACAGUUCAUAACACAUGACCAUGUGCUCCGAGCAUAUAUAAAAGAAAAGCCAAUGUGUGCUCCACACCAUUUGUCAUGCUCUUUUCAGUUAUUUCUUUUCUCGUCUGCACUGCGGCGUCUGCGACCUUCACUGGACCACUUACUCAGGAUUUCCAAAACUGGCUCACAAGGUUUUCAGUGUUUUCUUUGUAAUGAUGAGAAUACAAAAGGUUUUAGCGAGAACUACACAGUAUAUGACUUUGUUCGGAGCGACUAUGGUACCAAAGGAAGCUUCGGAGGAUUCUCGAACACGACCACGAAGGCCUCCAAAACUCCAGUGAUCUUCUUGCACGGCAACUCGGACAGCGCUCUUGAAACGUCGGUUUUUGCGACUGGAUGGGACAACUCGGUCGCGUACUUUGUGAAGCAGGGCUACACGACCGCCGAGCUCUACGCCACUUCCUGGCAGGAUAACAGUGCGGCGAAGGCGGGCACUCGCACCCACAAUUGCAAGGAUCUGACACGCCUUCGCAAGUUCUUCGAGGCAGUUCUCGCCUAUACGGGAGCGGCGAAAGUGUCGGUGGUCAGCCACAGUAUGGGAGUGACUCUCGGCCGAAAACUGAUUCACGGCGGCGCGGUGAACGCCUCGGACGGAGAGUGCAACCUCGGAGAGUCCAUCAGCGCCAAGAUCGAUGUUUUCGUGGCGAUCGCAGGAGCCAACUACGGUCUGUGCAGUUGUGCUGGCACUCUCGGCCUCUUCUCUGCCACGUGCAACAAGAAGAACGGCUUCUGGCCUGGAGACGCUUGUGGUGCGUACACUUCCACGUACUGUGGACUGUCCGCCGUUCCCUGCAACGGCCUAUCCACCUAUUCUCAUAUUCUAAUGGAAAUUAAUAAUUCGAAGAAGAAAGAGGCGUCGUAUGUGUUCAGUCUCUGGAGCAAAGGUUUCUUUUAAAUCCUUUCGUAUUCUGAUUCUUAUGCUAAUUUGUUUUCAGCUGACGACCUCAUCGGAAACGGUGACAUCGUCUGGGGCCGUUCAACUUCUCUAGUUCCGUUGAGCGACGGCAAGAUCAUCUACGAGUCCCUGAGCCACAUGCAAAGCAAGGAAAACACGGCGGCCGAUCAGUACAAACUAGUGACGACGAAGAAGAUUUAA
Molecule: messenger RNA, 2160 nt
Organism: Caenorhabditis sp. 36 PRJEB53466
Lineage: Eukaryota; Metazoa; Nematoda; Chromadorea; Rhabditida; Rhabditidae
Source: the annotation of a GenBank genome assembly